Messenger RNA from Aspergillus steynii IBT 23096, 1203 nucleotides. Its product is annotated as NAD(P)-dependent alcohol dehydrogenase. Lineage: Eukaryota; Fungi; Ascomycota; Eurotiomycetes; Eurotiales; Aspergillaceae. The record is from RefSeq and is a predicted model, not a curated record. Gene Ontology annotation, molecular function: alcohol dehydrogenase (NADP+) activity; zinc ion binding. The transcript has a single exon. The coding region runs from base 40 to 1038 and encodes 332 amino acids. Gene Ontology annotation, biological process: alcohol metabolic process.
AACCAACCUCACCCUACGAAAUCACAUACGAAAAUAACCAUGGGCUUCGACUUCACCGUCCUGAAAGGCUCCCCCUCCGGCAUCAAAAAAGCCACCACGCACCGCCCCGACCUCACGCACGACGAUGUGCUCGUGCGCGUCACCCACUCCGGCGUCUGCGGCACAGACCUGCACUACCAAGACGCGGACAUGGCGCUGGGCCACGAAGGCACCGGAGUGGUCGAGCAGGUCGGCCCCGACGUCAAGUUCCUCAAGCAAGGCGACCGCGUGGGCUGGGGCUACGAGCACGACUGCUGCGGGUACUGCUCGCACUGCCUCACGGGGUGGGAGACGAUGUGUCCGGAACGCAAGAUGUACGCGGGGGCCAACACGGACCAGGGCUCGUUUGCCUCGCACGCCGUCUGGCGCGAGGCCUUCCUCUUCAAGAUCCCCGACGCCUUGAGCAAUGAGGACUCGGCGCCGCUGAUGUGCGGCGGCUCGACGGUGUACAACGCGAUGCACGUGGCGGGGGUGACGAGCUCUUCUCGUGUCGGGAUCGUGGGCAUCGGCGGGCUCGGACACCUGGCGAUUCAGUUCGCGGCGAAGAUGGGGUGCCAGGUGGUGGUGUUUUCAGGGACGGAUAGUAAGCGGGAGGAGGCGUUGAAGCUGGGCGCGACGGAGUUCUACGCGACGAAGGGGGCGAAGGAGUUGAAGAUCGGGAACCCGUUGAAUAAUCUGAUCGUGACGACGAGCAGCCAGCCGGAUUGGAACCUGUAUGCGAGUGUGCUGGACAACGGGGCGGUGAUUUCGCCGCUGUCGGUGUCCAUGGACGAGUUCAAGUUCCCCUACAUGACUUUGCUGUCGAAGGGACUGCGUGUGCAGGGCUCUCUCGUGUCGGCGCGCCAGGUCCACCACGAUAUGCUGGCGUUUGCGGCCUUCCAUGGCAUCAAGCCGAUCAAGAUGACGUAUCCGUUGACGGCGGACGGCGCGACCGAGUGUCUGAAGACAUUGAAUGAUGGGAAGAUGAGAUACCGGGGUGUUUUGGUUGCGCAGAAUUAGUUUGGUUGAUUAGCGUUGGUGUUGUGUGGUGUUGUGCGAUGUGUUCUGUUGUAUUCGUGUUGGUGUUGGGACAUGAUGAUUUGGCGAGAUACCAGGAAGUUGUCAGGUGGUGGUGUUAUGGUGCUUGAUUGGAAUGUUGAGAUGCAGAAUAUUAUUUCUUCAGAC